AUGGAGGACACGCAGCUAACUCUGCCGCCUAUUGGGGCCGCUCUCCCAGCAGCCCUGGCCUUUCGAAAGAAUCUUGUUUGCUAUACAGAAGACGCGAGCACUGUUGUGGAGUACCUUCAAAACCUGAAACUACAAUACCUAUUGUGGGAUGAUUACGACUGCAUAGAUGUGAAAAAUAAGCCAGAUGUAGGUACUGUCCUAAUUUUACCCAACAUCGACAAGAUCCUCAUUCUGCAACAAGACAAACUGGCCAAGUAUUUGCAGACUAUGGCGUCUCAGAAAACCGCAUUUUUUACUGCUAUUGCCACAGUCUCUCUGGAUUUUUCACCGUACGCAAACAUGACGGCGUACUUGAAAAGACAAUUUUGGUUUGCGUGCGGAGAACCGCGCAUCCAGGACUUGGUAGAGCUGUCCCUGCAGGAAUUGGCUCCUCUAAGAGAAGCACUGGCCCAAAUACACGUCCAGCCAUCUAUACGCCGGUAUAUACUCGACGUCGUCGUCCACCUGCGUGUGCACCGGUUCGCGAAACAGGCUACGGGUGGUGGGUGCUCCUCACGUGCCCUGGGGGACAUGCUAGAUCUGUGCCAAACGCUGGCGUUGGCACAAGAACGACAGUUCGUGGUUCCGGACCUGGUGAGGCUUGCAGCACAGUGGUAUUUCCCCUUUCACAUCGAACUGAUUCAGGACCCGAGCCACGAGAUUUCACUUCAGUUUGGGUCCGAUCCUGACAUCGUGGCUCAAGUUCUCUACAAACUCCAAGAUUUCUCCAUCCAAAGGGCCGAAAAAACUAAAUAUCCGCUGUAUUUCCAAUACAUGGUGUUGAGGGAUGUACUACACAGGGUUGUCCCCCCUAUAUGA
Lachancea dasiensis is the source of this 858-nucleotide messenger RNA. NCBI's taxonomy places the organism in Eukaryota, Fungi, Ascomycota, Saccharomycetes, Saccharomycetales, Saccharomycetaceae. The record is from the annotation of a GenBank genome assembly.